This is a messenger RNA of Pecten maximus, 3086 nucleotides long. RefSeq names its product nuclear valosin-containing protein-like. Gene Ontology annotation, biological process: ribosome biogenesis. Gene Ontology annotation, molecular function: RNA binding; ATP hydrolysis activity; preribosome binding. The record is from RefSeq and is a predicted model, not a curated record. Lineage: Eukaryota; Metazoa; Mollusca; Bivalvia; Pectinida; Pectinidae. The transcript is spliced from 24 exons. Gene Ontology annotation, cellular component: nucleus. Bases 173 to 3031 code for a protein of 952 amino acids.
AAAAUCUUAAUUUUGUAUCGGAAUUUCCGGAAAUUUUAUCCGCAUUUUCCAGAAGCAGCUUACAUAUGUUCUGCUACAUCCGGAAACAAACUCGUGGGUUCAGUGUCAAGAUUUCUAGCUAGCUGAACUCGAAAUAUUUAUCAUGAAUUAAUGCUUUUGAUUUUCCUCCACUAUGUCGGGCCAAAAGAAGCAAAAGGGACAUUAUUUCAGCGAUCCACGGUUGUUGUCGCGUGUUCGACAGUAUGUCAAAUAUGCUAAUGCCUCAAGGAAACCUGUUGUUGCAAGUGUUAUGGCAGAUGACCUACAGAAUCAAUUCAGCGAAUAUUCCAGGAAGAAAAAAAAUGCUUUCACAAAAUCAGUUGAAAAAGCAUACACAGUUGUCCUAAAGGAAACCGAUGUGGACAACACCAACCAACUGGAAGACCAACAUCUCCGAAAAAGACAAAAAACUAGUACAAAUAAUCAAAGUUUGCCAGAAUUCGACGGUGAUGGUGAUUCCUCGGAUUCAGAUGCAAGUUUCUCCUCCAACCCUGACAAUUAUGUGUCAUAUGAAGAUAGAAAUGGAAUGAACAGCAUGAUGACAAGUCUUUACCAGAAAAGCCCCAGGUCUGUGCCUAGUAAAGAUAACAGUAACUCCAAACUUUCCUCACCCUGGUACGAUUCUAGUUCACAAACUUCUAAAAAGGAUUCUGCAAUUUCAUUUUGUGACCAAAUUGACUUGACUGGUUCUCCUAGCUCAUUUGUAUCGAAAGAGGAUGAAGGAAAUACAAAUCAAAGUGGAUUACCUGAGGAAAUGGAUGCUGAUGGCGACAGUCCUGCAUUCUUUAUUGAUCGUGUAGGGUCAAAGGGAAGUAACUCCACACCUAAUGAUAAGUCUCAACAUCAUAAUAAACCUGGUGCUGAUGCUGGUGAUCUGAAUGACCAGAAGUCUAAAAAGAAACGUACGAAGGAAGGAAGUGCUAGAAAGGUUAUAAAGAAAAGGAAAAAGAAGGAUGAUGAUAGUGGUGAUGAAAAUCAAGGAAAGAAAAGCAAAGGGCCAGAAGUGCAGAUAUCAUCAGCGACAUUUGCUGAUUUCGGCGGCAAUGAAGAGUGUUUGAUGGAGGUAUGUAAGCUGCUUGUCCAUAUGAAACAUCCAGAGGUAUACCAGCAAUUAGGCGUGACUCCACCUCGAGGAUUCCUCCUGCACGGACCCCCAGGCUGUGGCAAGACUCUACUGGCAAAUGCCAUUGCUGGGGAGUUGGGUUUACCUUUCAUAAAGAUAGCAGCCACAGAGGUGGUGUCGGGUGUGUCUGGGGAAUCCGAGGAGAAGAUCAGAGAUCUGUUUGACAAAGCUGUGACUUCUGCACCGUGCAUUGUGUUCAUUGAUGAAAUUGACGCCAUUUCACCAAAACGAGAGACUGCCUCUAAAGACAUGGAGCGUCGGAUUGUGGCCCAACUCCUUACCUGUAUGGACGAUCUUGGCAGUAAAACCGAUUCCCAUGUGCUGGUGAUUGGCGCAACUAACAGACCUGACUCAAUAGAUCCUGCUCUCAGAAGGGCUGGCCGAUUUGACAGGGAAAUUUGUCUUGGUAUACCAGAUGAAAAAGCCAGGAAAAGAAUAUUGCUAGUGCUGUGUAGAGAGCUGAAGCUGACUGAGAACUUUGAUUUUGACUUUCUGGCCAAAAACUCUCCUGGGUAUGUGGGGGCAGAUCUUAUGUCCCUUGCAAGAGAGGCAUCAAUGACAGCUGUUAACAGAGUGUUCCAGAAACUACAAGCCAGUGAUGGGAUACCUGGUACAUCCAGUCAAAACACUGUCAGUAAAGUCGUACCCAGUGACAUCUCCAAGGAAGGACAAACAGACAUCUCCAUAAUAGGACAAACUGACAUAUCCACUACUGGACAAACAGAACCCUCCAAGGAGGGAGAAACAGAUAUCUCUAAGGAGAGGCAGACAGAAAUCUCAAAGGAAGAACAGACAGACGUUUCCAUGGAAAUAUGUACAAAUGAAUCGACCAAUGAUACAACAGCUAAGCGAGACACACAGAAAGAAAUCCAUGCUGAAUUGGAAACAGUGUUGAGUUGGCUGAAGGAACAUCCUCCCCUGAGUCCACAGCAGAUGGAGAACCUCUACAUCACAAUGGAAGAUUUUAUGGAAGCUCUGAAGUAUGUUCAGCCAUCAGCCAAGAGAGAAGGCUUUGCUACCAUCCCUGAUGUCUCGUGGGACGACAUUGGAGCCCUGCAUACUGUUCGAGAGGAUCUACAACUUGCCAUCCUUGCACCUGUUAAACAUUCAGAAGCCUUCAGUGAACUUGGAUUAAACAGAGCACAGGGAAUCCUGCUGGCGGGACCCCCGGGCUGUGGGAAGACCCUUUUGGCCAAGGCAGUUGCGAAUGAAUCUGGUAUCAACUUUAUCUCUGUCAAGGGACCAGAGCUCCUGAACAUGUACGUAGGGGAGAGCGAGCGAGCAGUCCGACAAGUAUUCCAGCGGGCUAGGAACUCCUCACCUUGUGUCAUUUUCUUUGAUGAAUUGGAUGCCCUUUGUCCACGUAGAACAGAUGGAGGGGAGGGUGGCUCCAGUGUACGAGUUGUGAACCAACUUUUGACGGAAAUGGACGGCCUUGAGGAGAGGAAGCAGGUGUUUAUCAUGGGAGCCACAAACAGGCCAGACAUAAUAGAUCCUGCUGUCCUGCGACCUGGAAGACUGGACAAGACUAUCUAUGUGGGGCUUCCCAAUUCAUCUGACCGCCUGGAUAUCUUGAUGACCAUUACAAAGAAGGGAACGAAGCCCAAGCUUGAGGAGGAUGUGAAUUUGGAGGAUGUGGCCAAUGACCCAAGAUGUCAGCGUUACACGGGUGCAGAUUUGGCAGCAUUGGUGAGGGAGGCUUCAGUUUGUGCAUUAAAGACAAUCAUCAACUCUACAGCAGAUAAUAAGCCCUCCCUCAUUGUCACUAAGCAACACUUUGAAUUGGCCUUCACAAGAGUUAGACCGUCCGUUUCAACAAAGGAUCAAGCAAAAUAUGAGAAACUGAAGGAAUCUUUAUCAUCAGAAUGACAAAAUUAAGCUGUUAAAUCUGAUGUAGGAAAAAUGAAUAAAAUUUUGAAAUCAA